Molecule: messenger RNA, 2416 nt
Organism: Saccoglossus kowalevskii
Lineage: Eukaryota; Metazoa; Hemichordata; Enteropneusta; Harrimaniidae
Product: NPC intracellular cholesterol transporter 2-like
Biological process (GO): intracellular cholesterol transport
Molecular function (GO): sterol binding
Source: RefSeq, a predicted model, not a curated record
UUUGACCUCGUCAUUACUUCCACUCUUCCUGUGUUUGCGAACUGACCGACGAAUCCCUUCAGCAUCCCGUAGCCCACGUUGUAAAAUGGUGCCGAAACCAAUGCUCUUCGCGCUUUUUUGCGUUGCUGUUCUCCCCUCCAUAUCUCUUCAAAAGACGGUCACCUACAAAGAUUGCGGAUCUGUAAUGGGUUCUAUUCAAAGUGUUGAAGUUUCACCAUGUUCAUCUGAACCGUGUGUAUUCAAGAAGUCUUCUAAUGUAACAAUUACGAUCCACUUUACAGCAAAAGAAGCAGUUACUAAGGCAACUUCAUCUGUGCAUGGUAUCAUUGGGGGUGUGCCAAUUCCAUUCCCACUUCCCCAACCAGAUGCAUGCAAAGACAGUGGCCUUAAGUGUCCACUUGUAUCUGGUCAAGCCUAUGAUUUUCAGCAGCAACUUGAGGUGAAAUCAUCUUAUCCAUCGUUGAAGUUGGUGGUUGAAUGGGAAAUCAAAGACCAGGCCAACAAAGACAUUGUCUGCAUUGAAGUGCCUGCACAAAUUUCCAGUUAGUUUCAUCAGAAACCCCAAAGACAGUGAGGGGAAAGUAACUAGUUACUAUUCUAGAAUUAAUAAGACUACCCCCCCCCCAAAUGUUGUUGUUCUGAUAACAAAAUCUUGACUCCAAACUUGUUUCACUAAAAGUUAUUCAACCAUGCAGGAUUAGAGCAAAAGUGUUAAAUUUCAGAGGAUUGUUAGCAACUGCCAAUGAAUGUACAAGAAUUAUUCAAAAUGACGUUGAACCACAACAUGCUUUAUCAGAACUAAACAAUUUUUGAGGGGAUGUAAUUUUAAUAGAAUUAUUGUACACAGUUUUUCAACAUUUAUCUAUUGAGGGACUGUGCUGCAGUAGUGUGUAGUAGUUUCAAUGUUCACAUUUAAUAUUGCUAUGUUAGAUACUACUCGCAAACCACUGCCGUCACAUACAAAUGUAUUCCGACUGAAUUUCAGUUAUGAAGCCUUCACUGUGGGUCAGAACACUGUAAACAUUGAGGUACUGUGAUUGAUGUAAAACGCAAACCUGGAAAGUUAUUCAUUUUAUGAAAACUUGUGGUCUGUUUUCAUCUCUUGUUAAAACAAUGUAGGUUUACGAAAAUUUCAUUGGUGUAAAAGUUUGUGGUUUACAUUCUCAAGAUGGAUCCAAUUAAACCAUGACUACUGUGAUUUGCAAUCUGUCUGAAUCCAGUCUGACAGGAGUAAUUCACACAAGGCAAAAAGUGGUAUAAAUAUUAAAUAUUUUUAAUGUAAAAUAUAACAAUACUGAAUGAGAUAUUUUGAUAGCAUACACUUUUAUUAACUCUUAAUUAUUCAGAAUUCCACCAAGAAUUUCAUAAAACAACUCUUUGGAAACUGAUAUAAGUAAUCUUGGAAUUUUUUAUAUAAAUAAUCAAGAUACACUAUUACAGUUUUAGAAACUUAUUCCAUCUAUGCAUGCAUCCUUUUCACUUUUAAUAGAGCAAAAUACAAUAUUCACUCAAGGUGUAAUUGUAACAUGCCUUCUCCCAACCCCAAUGUUUGUGUAAAUAUCAAUACUACCCUAAUCUUUUUCCCUAUAACAGGGUAUUUUUAUAUAUUUUUUCCAAUAGUUAAGUAAUUCUGCAAACAAAUUGAGAAGUGUUUUUGGUUGUUUACUGUAGAAUACUUUAUUUUCGCUUGGAAUUUAUUUUCGCUAUUUUCGCUGAAGGGAUGAUUCCGUGAAAAUAAAAUCCAGCCAAUAUACUUUUUUCCCUAUAUUUCACAUUAAACUCAUCAAAAACCAGUGAAAAUAAAUUCCAUACAAAACGCCCAAAAAGCCUUUUCAGCGAAAAUUAAUUCCAGCGAAAAUAAAGUAUUCCACAGUAUGUUUUUUCUGCUUUGGUAGGCAGACCAUUAUCAAAGAUAAUGUAACAUUUUUGUAAUAGUACCGCUACAUAUAUAUGGACUCGUUUCCAAGGGAACGUUUAAUCCAUACUGAUUAUGUAAAAUAAAAAUUAUAUUCUGUAUCAUGUAUUAAAAUUUGAGAGAAAAAAAUAUCUGCAAAGUAAAGGUUGAAUUCCAGAUGCAUGUAUAUGAUAUGCAAAUGUCUUGUUAUUUGUUGCUGUACACAAAAUUAUAACGAUUAUUAUGGCAAUUGAAUUUUUACACUGAUCAUUGUGGGGAUCAGGGUAGUUUAUACUGUAAUCAUGUUUAACCGCUAAGCUUAGAGUAUACUCUUUUUACUCCAUGCUACACUCUUUGUUUGUAUUUGUAAUAUAGACUGGUUUUCUGUAAUUCACUGCAUCAUGAAAUAUCAACUGUUUUUAUUUUUGUCUGAAAAUAAAUUUGUAUGUGGAAAAAAAACUUGUGUGAAGCUGUUUUGCUACAAUAAACGCAUUUGUUCAACCUACAUUUGAGCAAAAGGUA